Molecule: messenger RNA, 32436 nt
Organism: Pelobates cultripes (western spadefoot toad)
Lineage: Eukaryota; Metazoa; Chordata; Amphibia; Anura; Pelobatidae
Source: the annotation of a GenBank genome assembly
AUGGUAAUAUGUUACUACUAUUAUAGGGAGGGGGUAAUAUGUUACUAUUAUUAUAGGGAGGGGAUAUUAUAUUAUAGGGAGGGGGUAUUACAUUAUAUUAUAGGGAGGGGGUAUUACAUUCUAUUAUUAUAGGGAGGGGGUAUUACAUUCUAUUAUAUUAUAGGGAGGGGAUAUUAUAUUCUAUUAUAUUAUAGGGAGGGGGGUAUUACAUUCUAUUAUAUUAUAGGGAGGGGAUAUUAUAUUCUAUUAUAUUAUAGGGAGGGGGGUAUUACAUUCUAUUAUUAUAGGGAGGGGGUAUUACAUUCUAUUAUAUUAUAGGGAGGGGGUAUUACAUUCUAUUAUAGGGAGGGGGUAUGAUAUUCUAUUAUUAUAGGGAGGGGGUAUUAUAUUCUAUUAUUAUAGGGAGGGGGUAUUAUAUUCAUUAUUAUAGGGAGGACUAUUAUAUAUUAUAGGGAGGGGUAUUAUAUUCUAUUAUUAUAGGGAGGGGGGUAUUACAUUCUAUUAUAUUAUAGGGAGGGGAUAUUAUAUUCUAUUAUAUUAUAGGGAGGGGGGUAUUACAUUCUAUUAUUAUAGGGAGGGGGUAUUACAUUCUAUUAUAUUAUAGGGAGGGGGUAUUACAUUCUAUUAUAGGGAGGGGGUAUGAUAUUCUAUUAUUAUAGGGAGGGGGUAUUAUAUUCUAUUAUUAUAGGGAGGGGGUAUUAUAUUCUGUUAUUAUAGGGAGGGGCUAUUAUAUUCUGUUAUUAUAGGGAAGGGGUAUGAUAUUCUAUUAGUAUAGCGAGGGGGUAUUACAUUCUAUUAUUAUAGGGAGGGGGUAUGAUAUGCUAUUAUUAUAGGGAGGGGGUAUUAUAUUCUAUUAUUAUAGCGAGUGGGUAUUACAUUCUAUUAUUAUAAGGAGGGGGUAUUAUAUUCUGUUAUUAUAGGGAGGGGUAUGAUAUUCUAUUAUUAUAGGGAGGUGGUAUUAUAUUCUAUUAUAGGUAGGGGGUAUUACAUUCUAUUAUUAUAGGGAGGGGGUAUGAUAUUCUAUUAUUAUAGGGAGGGGGUAUUAUAUUCUAUUUUUAUAGGGAGGGGAUAUUACAUUCUAUUAUUAUAGGGAGGGGGUAUGAUAUUCUAUUAUUAUAGGGAGGGGGUAUUACAUUCUAUUAUUAUUAUAGGGAGGGGGUAUGAUAGUCUAUUAUUAUAGGGAGGAGGUAUUACAUUCUAUUAUUAUAGGGAGGGGGUAUUAUAUUCUAUUAUUAUAGGGAGGGGGUAUGAUAUUAUAGGGAGGGAUAUGAUAUUAUUACAUUCUAUUAUUAUAGGGAGGGGGUAUUACAUUCUUUUAUUAUAGGGAGGGGGUAUGAUAUUAUUAUAGGGAGGUGGUAUUACAUUCUAUUAUUAUAGGGAGGGGGUAUGGUAUUAUUAUAGCGAGGGGGUAUUACAUUCUAUUAUAGGGAGGGGGUAUGAUAUUAUUAUAGCGAUGGGGUAUUACAUUCUAUUAUUAUAGGGAGGGGUUAUUGUAUUCUAUUAUUAUAGGGAGGGGAGUAUUACAUUAUUAUAGGCAGGGGGUAUGAAAUUAUAGGGAGGGGGUAUUACAUUCUAUUAUUAUAGGGAGGGGGUAUUAUAUUCUACAUAUAGGAGGGCAUUACAUCUCUAUUAUACAUAGGAGUGGGGUAUUACAUUCUAUUAUAUUAUAGGGAGGGGGUUUAAUAUUCUAUUAUUAUAGGGUGGGGGUAUGAUAUUCUAUUAUUUUAUUGAGGGGGUAUUAUAUUAUUAUAGGGAGGGUGCAUUUUAUUGUAUUAUAGGGAGGGGGUAUUGUAUUAUUAUCGAGUGAGGUAUGAUAUUAUACGGAGGGGGUAUUAUAUUCUAGUAUUAUAGGGAGGGGGAAUUAUAUUAUUAUAGGGAGGAGGUAUUCUAUUAUUAUAGGGAGAGGGUAUGAUAUUAUUAUAGGGAGGGGAUAUUAUAUUGUAGUAUUAUAUUAUUAUAGAAAGGGGGUGUUAUAUUCUGUUAUUAUUGGGAGGAGGUAUUCUAUUAUUAUAGGGAGGGGGUAAUAUAUUAUUUUAUUAUAGGAAGGCGGUAUUAUAUUCUAUUGUUAUAGGGAGGGGGGUUGUUUUAUUAUUGGGGCCAUUUAUUAUUAUAGUUAGGCUGAUAUUAUAUUAUUAUGGAGAGAGGGUAUUCUAUUAUUUUAGGGAAGGGGUAAUAUUAUUAUUAUUAUAGGUAGGGGAAUUAUAUUAUUAUAGGGAGGGGGUAUUCCAUUAUUUUAGGGAAGGGGUAAUAUUAUUAUUAUAGGUAGGGGUAUUAUAUUAUUAUAGGGAGGGGGUAUUCUAUUACUAUAGGGAGAUGUAUUAUAUGGUGGGGGUAUUCUAUUAUUUUAAGGUAGGGGUAUUAUAUUAUUAUAGGAAUGGGAUAUUAUAUUAUUAUAGGGAAGGGGUAUAUUAUUAUAUUACAAUAGGGGGGGGCAUUAUAUUAUAGGGAGGGGUUAUUCUGUUAUUAUAGGGAGGAGGUAUUUUAUUAUUAUAGGGAGGUAUAUUAUUAUAGGGAGAGGGGUAUUCUGUUAUUAUAGAGAGGUGGGUAUUCUAUUAUUAUAGGGUGGGGGCUAUUAUAUAAUUAUAGAGAGUGAAUAUUAUAGGGAGGGGUAUUAUAUUAUUAAAGGGGAGGGUAUUCUAUCUUCAUAGGAAGUGGUGGUAUAAUAUUCUAUUGUUAUAGGGAGGGGGUGUUAUACUCUAUUAUUAUAUCUAUAUAAGGAGUGGUAUAUUCUAUUACUAUAGGGAGGGGGAAUUAUAUUAUAAUUAAAGGGGAGGGGGUAUUAUAUUGUUAUAGGGAGGGGGUAUUAUAUUAUUAUUAUAGGGAGGGGCUAUAAUAUUCUAAUAUUAUAGGGGUGGGUAUUUUAUUCUCUUAUUAUAUGGAGGAGGUAUUCUGUCCUAUUAUAUGGAAGGGGUAUUUUAUUCUAUUAUUAUAAGGAAGAGGUAUUCUGUUAUUAUAGGGAAAAGGUAUUUUAUCCUAUUAUUAUAGGGAGGUGGUAUUCUAUUAAUAUAGGGAAGAGGUAUUAUAUCCUAUUAUUAUAGGGAGGGAGCAUUCUAUUAUUAUUACUAUAGGGGAUAUAUUCUAGUCUUUUAUUACAGGGAGUGGCUAUUAUAAUAUAUCAGUAUAGGGAGGAGUAUUAUGUUAUUAUAUGUUAUUGUAUUCUAUUGUUAUUAUGGGGAGGGGCUAUUGUGUUUUGAUAGGGAAUGUUUUUUUUUAUUAUUCUUAUUAUCGGUAGCUAUAUUAUAGUCUAUUAUUAUUAUAGGGACGGGUAUUAUAUUGUAUUAUUAUUAUUCCAAGUAGUAGGGAUAUUAUUAUUAUUAUUAUUAUAGAGAUGGUAUGUAUAUUCUAUUAUUAUAAUGAGGUGUAUUAUUAUUAUUGGGAUGAGGUAUUGUAUUCUAUUAUUAUAGGGAUAGUAUUUUAAAUUAUUAUAGGGAGGGUUAAUAUUAUUAGGGUGGGGAGGGUUAUAUUAUUAUUAUUAUUAUAGGGAGGUUAUUACUUUCUAUUGUAUUAUUAUUAUUAUAGAGAGUAGUGGUAUAUUAUUAUAGGGAGGAUAUGUUAUAAAAGAAAAGAGGGACAUUAGGAUAGAAAAGAGGGACAGAGAAAUUUGGGCCUUCAACAGAGACACUUGGGAAGUAUGUUACCCAGUGACUGGACGCCCCCUGGCAGGCUUUCAGCGUUUGCCAGACUGCUAGCCCCCUCCCUCUGAUCUGGUAGACUGCCUCAUGGAGGUUACUGUCAGUCAGACAUCGGCUUUAGCUCUAACAAAACAACCGUUUGGGACCAAUUGAAGGGAUUUACUGGCACCAAGGGCAUCGCUGCAGAUCUUGUCCUGGGUGCAAUGGGGGGCAGGAUAUUGAUACAAUCUAUAGUAUGGGAAUUGGCAUUAUCAAUACAUUGUAUGCAGGAAUGAUAUUCCACACUAUCUCUCUACUACACAUAUUGGUGCUGCUCACUGUCUGUUGACUGCUUUAGGCGUGUCGGAUAUUUGCAAGACAAAUAGCGUGUUCUAUAAAGUAAUCACCUUCACAUGUGAGUCAUGUAUGACAAUGGCUGCCUGUGUGUGAUAAAACGACACUUUCAGUUCACUUCCCUGAGGGUGUCAGGUCACGCACACAUAUAGAUAUGAGUUAGAGCAGGGUUAAAUGCAUAGAUGGAUUUUUGUAUUGUGUACAGAGAAAAAUAUUGUCUUGCUCAUAAUGCUUUUUAUCUUAUUUUUUUUUUAUAAAAAUAUAUUCCCAUUGUGGCAUCAUAUUCUCAAUGAGAGCCUGUGAUCAAGUACUACAUAUUCCCCCACCGCAGCAGCUCCCCCUCCCCCGGGCUGGUGCUGGUGUAGCUGCUGGGGUCUGUUUGUACAGUGCUUUUGAAAGCAGACGUUGAUUUAAACUAGCGUUAUGGAUGAUGUGACAGGGAACACAGAGUAUUUCACUACUUCUCAGCAGAGGAUAGAGGUUUUUACAACUACAAAAUAUUGUAUCGCCAGGAUGCAGGAUAAUGGGCGUGUUGUAAAUCCUUAAACCCUCGAUUGUAUGUUAUGCUUUAAUAAGACGAUUUCCUCUGAUGGGACAGUUCUAAUAAAAUGAAUUACGAUGUCAGUGUUUUCUCUUUUCUAUUAAACUCCCUGCCUCAGUGUUAAUGUACAGAUCCCCCCCCCCCAUUAUCUCUUGGCGGUCUCGGCUGUAUAUCUCGGCCUAGCUGGCAAUGUGCAGCAGCUUAAGUGCACUUUAUUCAAAGUAAAGCUUGGAGAGGAAUCCGGAAACAUACACCCCCCGGGGGAGUUUUGGUGCAGUUGCCCUUUUAAAUUCCCCUUACAAAUGUCAAUCUAUAUUUCAUCUUUAAAACUGUAUAUUUCACUUUUAAAGUGAACCUCCCAUCACUAAAUACAUGGUUCUUUUUCAGGUAGGUACACAUUUCAUCUCUCUAUAUUGUGCCGGCAAUAUCAUUAUCAAAUGUAGCACUCAGUGUGCAGAUAUAUCACUCCCUCCUCCAGUAAGAUGGUGCCUGGGAUUCCAUACUUCCUAGAGUUUUAUUAUUAUAUUAUUUGAUCUCACUGUGCACACUCCUUGUAACGGCACCCCCAGGCAUAAAAGGGGUUAAACAGCCGUUUAGAGGAUAUUCCCCUUCCGGAUACACAGGCACAGCUACCAAAGACACCAAUCCACCGAACCGGAGAAGCAUACGAAUGCUCUCAAACAUACGAAUGCUGUAAACAGUCAAAUAGGAAAAAACAAAUGAAAGGUUUACACUCCUAGCAGUCGAACUGGAACAGCAUACAAUAAAUCCCCCCAAGAACGAGACAAGGCUCCGUGUUGAGGGUCAAACCAGGAACAGACAGAGCUGUGGGUUUAUUGUUCUUAUAUACACAUUCUUACACAUUAGUACCACCCACAGGGUUUUGGAAAACAACCAACACAUACAAUACACUCAGACACUCCCACACAAAAUCAUCCCCUCUGCCUGUGAUACAAUUACCUUACAGAAUGGGUAAUGUAAUUAUCACAGGCAGAGAAAUAAAGUUUUUUCACAUUAUUCAUAAUUUUAAAAGUAUGCAUCACAUUCACAUAAAACUUACAUUCAGAAUCAGCAUACUCCAAAUACAAACAUACGUCAAAAUCAUACAAAUUGGUCCAGUGGUUAAAAAGAUAGAUCGUAGUCCUUUGUGAUCAAAUGAAGCAUGGCUUUUCUGCCUAAAACCAGUUCCACAGAGUCUUCUAUCCUGGAGAUAAUUGGGAAGUAAUCCAAUUAUCUCCAAGGACAGAGGCAAAACUCCAUUGAACACAUGGCAGCAAAAGACAAUAAAAUACAUAAAAAUAUAUAACUGUGCAGCCAUUGCAUAAAACAGGUACAUUCAACAUAUCCCCAGAUAGCUCAGAUCUGAGCGCACAUUAUUACUGAAUGGCGCUCAGAUAACACACAUACAGUUCAAUUGCCAUGGAGCCAAAGUCUUUCCCAUAGUCUUUCAUUAUACGAAUGGGCUCCAUGGCAUAGCUAUCUGGGGUAUCACCGCUCAAACAGGGCAAGCACCGAAUGACCCGGCUUUCGUGUCUUUGCAGGGGAAAAUCAAGCGUUUCAACAUGGGGCCAUAGUCUAAAGGCAGCAGGUGGGCAACCAGGCUCCUCCAAUGCACAGUGGCCAGAUUGGUCUCGUCACACUCCUAUACAGUAAACCUUUACACAUCACUCAUACACACCAAUCUCACUGUGCACUCCUAAACACUCCUACACAUCAAUCUCACUGUGCACUCAUACACAUCAAUUUCACUGUGCACUCCUACACAUCACUCUCACCGUGCACUCCUACACAUCACUCUCACCGUGCACUCCUACACAUCACUCUCACUGUGCACUCCUAUACACUCUUACACAUCACUCUCACUGUGCACACUCCUAUACACUCCUACACAUCACUCUCAUCGUGACCACUCCUACACAUCAAUCUCACCGUGCACACUCCUUUACAUUCCUACACAUCAAUCUCACUGUGCACUCCUAUACACUCCUACACAUCAAUCUCACUGUGCACUUCUAUACACUCCUACACAUCAAUCUCACCGUGCACACUCCUAUACACAUAAAUCUCACUGUGCACUCCUAUACACUCCUACACAUCAAUCUCACCGUGCACUCCUACACAUCACUCUCACCGAGCACACUCCUAUACACAUCAUUCUCACUGUGCACACUCCUAUACACUCCUACACAUCAAUCUCACUCUGCACACUCUUAUACACUCCUACACUUCAAUCUAACCGUGCACUCCUAUAUACAUCAUUCUCACUGUGCACACUCCUAUACACUCCUACACAUCAUUCUCACCGUGCACACGCCUAUACACUCCUACACAUCAAUCUCACGUGCACUCCUAUACACUGCUACACAUCACUCUCACUGUGCACUCCUAUACACUCCUACACAUCACUCUCACCAUGCACACUCCUUUACACUCCUACACAUCAAUCUCACUGUGCACUCUCAUUUAAAGGUGGAGAAUGUGUUGUUUUUGUAAACAUUUCUGUACAUCCUGUAAAUAAUAUUUCUUGUUCUUUGUCUUUGCACAGACCUAUUUUUGCCAAACUGACCUCACGCUGCAUGUGGAUCAUCACCACUGUAACCUAAGCUGAAAGUUUCUUCUCGGAUGCCUUUUUCAGCAUUUCAUUUGAAAUGCUCCAUCAUAAAAAUUUAGAAAGCUCAUUCAAUUCUAAGCAGGAGCUUCUCUAUCUGAACACGCCUUCUCACAGCCCAAGUGAAUAUGAUCUCAGCAGUCCUUCUCCUGACCCUCGAGACCAAGGGAGGACAUUGUUCUCCAGGGGUGCUUUCCAUUUAAAUGAUGACAUUUCCCCGGGUUCCUUUACUGAACCCCUGUACGAUGAGACCAAGAAUCUGUAUGAAAGCGGUGACCCCUGUGAGAUUAAAUUUGUGCCCUCGGACGAUGAAAACCAGUGUGGCUGGGGGGGCUUUACUCCAUCAUUCCUCCAGAUAUUUAACAACUCCCGAGGCGUGCUGUUCUUUCUGUGCAUGGCGUCCUUUCUGCAAGGAAUGGUGGUAAAUGGCUUUAUUAACACUGUGAUCACCUCAAUAGAACGGAGGUUUGACCUUCAUAGCUACCAGAGUGGACUGAUUGCAAGCUCCUACGAUAUAGCCGCCUGCGUGUGUUUGACGUUUGUUAGCUAUUUUGGUGGGAAUGGGCACAAACCUCGCUGGCUAGGUUGGGGUGUCCUGAUUAUGGGAAUUGGAUCGCUAGUAUUUGCACUUCCUCAUUUUACCUCCAGCGUGUACAAAGUUGACCUAUCAGAUGAUAUCGGAGGGUGUAGUUCAAACCAAACACAGCAGGUCGCAGAAAGUGCUUCUAGUCUGUCCCAUUACAGAUAUGUUUUCAUGUUGGGCCAGUUUCUCCAUGGCAUUGGUGCCACCCCCCUCUACACCCUCGGAGUCACCUACUUAGAUGAAAACGUCAAAUCCAGCUACUCCCCUGUGUACAUUGGUACGUAAAGGACACUUUCUGUCUCUUGCUCUACAAACAGCCCAUGUGGUUUUACUUAUUUUUAUGUUUGUAUUUGGGAUUUGGGUCAUUCCAUGACAAAUAUACAAAUGCAGGUUGCCUCACAGUUUUUGAUUAUUCUGUUUUUAGAAUUUUUUUAAAAUAAUUUUUUAUUCUCCUGAAAUGUAGACAAUUACAUUCUGUAAGGCUGACCUAGAAUGAGGCCAGUUUGGGGCAUUUUUGGAUUGGCCAGUACUUAUUUUUUCUUUAAGAGCUAUAAAGCUCAGUAUUGUGUUGCCUGAUCUUGUUAAGGGUAUAAAUAAUUUCUGUGAUUUGUUGAGCCUUUAUGACUAAACAAAACCUAAUUUUCUACAUGUUUUGACCUUCGAGGUUGAAUUAUAAAAUGCUGGUAACAAUUUGAUUUUAUUUUUUUUCCCAGAGUACCCUCCAAAUGGCAGCUUGUUACACUCAGUACUUGAACGUUAAAAAAAAAUGUGAAGAAUAUGGUGUUUCAGGGCCAAAAAUGUCAAUCUGGGACCAAAUCUAAAAUGUGCUAAAACUGUAGGUUUACAAUAUGGUGGCAAUGUGAUGGAAAGUUUCCAAAUGACGUGUCUACACAAUUAACCAUUACAGGCUAUGAAAAUUAGUUGUAGAUAAGUCAUUCGGAAAGAUUUUCUAACAGUAUUGAAUAAUUUGAAAAGCAUAAUGUAACAAGAUUUUGCUGACUUCAAAUGGAAUGAUCGUUUUUGUAAUUUUGUGUGUUUUAACCCCUUAAGGACACAUGACAUGUGUGACAUGUCAUGAUUCCCUUUUAUUCUGGAAGUUUGGUCCUUAAGGGGUUAAACUCAUAAAAAUACCUGAACCUAUUUCCAAGAACAAACUCGUUACGUGGUGGCCAGAAGUGUACUCAGCUCUAGUCCCUUCAAACGUAUAGCCAUGCACCUGUCUUUCUCUGUAUAUAUUUCUUGAACUAGUGCAGGACUCGAUGAGGGCAUGGGAUGGAUUUCCUCCCCCCCACCCCCGCCCAUGGUAUUGUUGCAGGUAGGUUACUUUGUAUUAUGAGAGAUACCUUUAAACCUGCCGCCUAGUAACAGAAUGUGCAGUCAGUUCGUUCUGAAAGUCUGAUGACAGAUUAAUCUAGUUGUGAAUGUAAACCUGUACAUUGCAGCCAGGAGCGAUAGCAGAAGCUGAAUCACUGUCGCGUGAAUAUGGAAAGAUAGCAGGUGUACUGUCCAGGGUCACGUCCAGAGUACAGGGAUCAAAGGCACACACUGUGUUUAGCACUUAGUCAUAGGCUACAGAUAGCAAAACAUGCACAACAAACCUUAUAAGGGAAAUAUUCUACAUUGUGUGAAAGUGAUACAGAUUGUGAGUAAAUCCAAUAAGCAGGGCUGCUCCUUUGGGACCCCUUGUUCAUGAAUUUGUUCAUUUAAUUCCGGCAGUGUAUGAAUACUAUGUAUUGCAGGGCAACACUUCUCACGUGCAUCACAUUAUGAUGCCCGAAUAUGGUAGAUUACACUGUGAAUGUUUUAGCUACUGUGAGCACAGAUUCUGGGGUGUUGGUGGGGGCAGUCAAAUAAUUACACCUUCCUUGUGAUUGCUGCUCCCCUAGUACCCCAUGCCAAAAUGCGAACUGUCCACCAUGACACAGACCACGAUUCACAUCGUGUGAUGAACCUUAUUCACACGUCUUCACAGCUUCUAUGCUUCACAUAUCUCUUGCUUCCCUAAUUGCAGGUAAAAUCUUUUUUUGUUCUAGGAUACUAGAAGCACCACAGGUUGUGGUGAGUUGGAAUAUAUUUCCAAACCUGCUAUUUUUGCCCCAGCUUUUUUAUUCAGAUUUAAUUUGUAAAAUUUCCAAGUUUAAUGAAUAAACCUGUAAAUUUUCAUGAGAUAGAUCAGAAAUCAAAACAACCAGAAAUUAACAUUUUGCAAAACAUCUUGGACGGUAAAGUAGGGGUUUAGACCUCCUUACACCAUAACCUUAUAGCUGCAAUUAUAAUACACUGUGUGCGGGGAGACAGGGGACCUUCUUACACCAUAACCUUAUAGCUGCAGUUAUAAUACACUGUGUGCGGGGAGACAGGGAACCUCCUUACACCAUAACCUUAUAGCUGCAGUUAUAAUACACUGUGUGAGGGGAGACAGGGUACCUCCUUACACCAUAACCUUAUAGCUGCAGUUAUAAUACACUGUGUGCAGGGAGACAGGGGACCUCCUUACACCAUGAACUUAUAGCUGCAGUUAUAAUACACUGUGUGCGGGGAGACAGGGGACCUCCUUACACCAUAACCUUAUAGCUGCAGUUAUAAUACACUGUGUGCGGGAAGACAGGGGACCUCCUUACACCAUAACCUUAUAGCUGCAGUUAUAAUACACUGUGUGCGGGGAGACAGGGGACCUCCUUACACCAUAACCUUAUAGCUGCAGUUAUAAUACACUGUGUGCGGGGAGACAGGGGACCUCCUUACACCAUAACCUUAUAGCUGUAGUUAUAAUACACUGUGUGCGGGGAGACAGGGGACCUCCUUACACCAUAACCUUAUAGCUGCAGUUAUAAUACACUGUGUGCGGGGAGACAGGGGACCUCCUUACACCAUAACCUUAUAGCUGCAGUUAUAAUACACUGUGUGCGGGGAGACAGGGGACCUCCUUAUACCAUAACCUUAUAGCUGCAGUUAUAAUACACUGUGUGCGGGGAGACAGGGGACCUCCUUACACCAUAACCUUAUAGCUGCAGUUAUAAUACACUGUGUGCGGGGAGACAGGGGACCUCCUUACACCAUAACCUUAUAGCUGCAGUUAUAAUACACUGUGUGCGGGGAGACAGGGGACCUCCUUACACCAUAACCUUAUAGCUGCAGUUAUAAUACACUGUGUGCGGGGAGACAGGGACCUCCUUACACCAUAACCUUAUAGCUGCAGUUAUAAUACACUGUGUGUGGGGAGACAGGGGACCUCCUUACACCAUAACCUUAUAGCUGCAGUUAUAAUACACUGUGUGCGGGGAGACAGGGGACCUCCUUACACCAUAACCUUAUAGCUGCAGUUAUAAUACACUGUGCGGGGAGACAGGGGACCUCCUUACACCAUAACCUUAUAGCUGCAGUUAUAAUACACUGUGCGGGGAGACAGGGGACCUCGUUACACCAUAACCUUAUAGCUGCAGUUAUAAUACACUGUGUGUGGGGAGACAGGGGACCUCCUUAUACCAUAACCUUAUAGCUGCAGUUAUAAUACACUGUGUGCGGGGAGACAGGGGACCUUCUUACACCAUAACCUUAUAGCUGCAGUUAUAAUACACUGUGUGCGGGGAGACAGGGGACCUCCUUACACCAUAACCUUAUAGCUGCAGUUAUAAUACACUGUGUGCGGGGAGACAGGGGACCUCCUUACACCAUAACCUUAUAGCUGCAGUUAUAAUACACUGUGUGUGGGGAGACAGGGACCUCUGUACACCAUAACCUUAUAGCUGCAGUUAUAAUACACUGUGUGCGGGGAGACAGGGGACCUCCUUACACCAUAACCUUAUAGCUGCAGUUAUAAUACGCUGUGUGCUGGGAGACAGGGGACCUCCUUACACCAUAACCUUAUAGUUGCAGUUAUAAUACACUGUGUGCGGGUAGACAGGGGACCUCCUUACACCAUAACCUUAUAGCUGAAGUUAUAAUACACUGUGUGCAGGGAGACAGGGGCCCUCCUUACACCAUAACCUUAUAGCUGCAGUUAUAAUACACUGUGUGCUGGGAGACAGGGGUCCUCCUUACACCAUAACCUUAUAGCUGCAGUUAUAAUACACUGUGUGCGGGGAGACAGGGGACCUCCUUACACCAUAACCUUAUAGCUGCAGUUAUAAUACACCGUGUGCGGGGAGACAGGGGACCUCCUUACACCAUAACCUUAUAGCUGCAGUUAUAAUACACUGUGUGCGGGGAGACAGGGGACCUCCUUACACCAUAACCUUAUAGCUGCAGUUAUAAUACACUGUGUGCGGGAGACAGGGGACCUCCUUACACCAUAACCUUAUAGCUGCAGUUAUAAUACACUGUGUGCGGGAGACAGGGGACCUCCUUACACCAUAACCUUAUAGCUGCAGUUAUAAUACACUGUGUGCGUGAGACAGGGGACCUCCUUACACCAUAACCUUAUAGCUGAAGUUAUAAUACACUGCGUGGGGAGACAGGGAUCCUCCUUACACCAUAACCUUAUAGCUGCAGUUAUAAAACACUGUGUACAGGGAGACAGGGGACCUCCUUACACCAUAACCUUAUAGCUGCAGUUAUAAUACACUGUGUGCGGGGAGACAGGGGACCUCCUUACACCAUAACCUUAUAGCUGCAGUUAUAAUACACUGUGUGCGAGACAGGGGCAGGGGACCUUCUUACACCAUAAUUUUGUUGCUGCAGACGGUAGGGAAUCUCCCAAUCUAUGCAAUAAACAUUUGUUGUUCUGAUGUUUUGUAUACCUUUUAUGUUUUAGACUAACUACCAUAUGUAGAAUAGUAGCUCACUAACCGUCAUGGGACUGAGCUGGUGCUUUUGGCAAGUUCCAUUUUCAUGGACGUCAGUCAGGUGUCAAAUAAAGCAAAUUAGGGAGGGAGAAAGAGAGGUAGGGAUGAAGGGGGGGAAAGAGGUAGGGAGAAAUGGACUGAUCGAUGGAUGGGCGGAUAUAGAGAUGUAUGGAAGAAGGAAGGAGAGGCAAGGAGAGAUGGAUCGAUGGCAGGAUGGAGGUAGAGUAGGAUGAAGAGAUUUACGAAUGUAAGGAAGGAGGGAGAGAUGGAGCGACUGAUGGUAGGAUGGAUGGUUGGAGGGAGGGAUGGAUGGGCGGAUGAAGAGAUGUAUGGAAGGAUGGAGAGAGGCCAGGAGGGAGGGACCGAUCAAUGGUUGGAUAAAGGGAGUGAAGGAUGGAUGGGCAGAUGGAGGGAUGGAUGGUUGGAUGAAGAGAUGGAUUAAUGUAUGGAAGGAGGGAGAGACGGAGCAAUCAAUGGUAGGAUGGAGGUUAGAUAAAGGGAGUGGAGGAUGGAUGGUUGGAUGAAGAGAUGGAUUAAUGUAUGGAAGGAGGGAGAGAUGGAGCAAUCAAUGGUAGGAUGGAGGUUGGAUAAAGGGAGUGGAGGAUGGAUGGUUGGAUGAAGAGAUGGAUGAAUGUAUAGAAGGAGGGAGAGAGGUAGAGUGAUAUGGAUUGAUGGUAGGAUGGAGUGAGGGAGGGAUGGAUGGUUGGAUGAAGAGAUGUAUGGAAGGAGGGAGAGAGGCAGGGAGAGAUGGAUUGAUGGUAGGAUGGAGGUAGAGAUGGAUAAAUGUAUGUAUGGAAGGAGGGAGAGAGGCAGGGAGAGAUGGUUGGAUAAAGGGAGUGAAGGAUGGAUGGGCAGAUGGAGGGAUGGAUGGUUGGAUGAAGAGAUGGAUUAAUAUAUGGAAGGAGGGAGAGAGGCAGGGAGAGAUGGAGCGAUCGAUGGUAGGAUGGAUGGUUGGAUAAAGGGAGUGAAGGAUGGAUGGUUGGAUGAAGAGAUGGAUGAAUGUAUAAAAGGAGGGAGAGAGGCAGGGUGAUAUGGGUCGAUGGUAGGAUGGAGGGAGGGAUGGAUGGUUGGAUGAAGAGAUGUAUGGAAGGAGGGAGAGAUGGAUUGAUGGUAGGAUGGAGGGAGAGAUGGAUAAAUGUAUCAAUGGAUGAAGAGAUGUAUGGAAGGAGGGAGAGAUGGAGCCAUCGAUGGUUGGAUAAAGGGAGUGAAGGAUGGAUGGGCAGAUGGAGGGAUGGAUGGUUGGAUGAAUGUAUGGAAGAAGGGAGAGAGGCAAGGAGGGAAGGCCCGAUCGAUGGUAGGAUGGAGGGAUGGAUGGUUGGAUGAAUGUAUGGAGAGACAGAGAGGCAGGGAGAGAUGGAUCGAUGGUAGGAUGGAGGUGGAGAUGGAUAAAUGUAUCAAUGGAUGAAGAGAUGUAUGGAAGGAGGGAGAGAUGGAGAGAUCGAUGGUAGGAUGGAUGGUUGGAUAAAGGGAGUGAAGGAUGGAUGGGCAGGUGGAUGGUCGGACGAAUGUAUGGAAGGACAGAGAGGCAGGGAGAGAUGGAUCGAUGGUAGGAUGGAGGUAGAGAUGGAUAAAUGUAUCAGUGGAUGAAGAGAUGUAUGGAAAGAGGGAGAGAUCAAUAGAUGGUUGGAUAAAUGGAGUGAAGGAUGGAUGGGCAGAUGAAUGUACGGAAGGACAGAGAGGCAGGGAGAGAUGGAUCGAUGGUAGGAUGGAGGUAGAGAUGGAUGAAUGUAUCAAUGGAUGAAGGGAUGGAGUGCUGAAAGUAUGUAUGUGCAGAGGGAUGGACUAUAAGGUCUACAUGUGAACUGUCUGUCCAUUAAAGCCUGGGCAGCAUGCAGUGACGACAGGAAUGGGCUGGGUUGGCAUAUUAUUGGGGUCAGUCAUACACUUAUAACACACUGGCGAUUUAGAGCUAAUACUCUGUAUGUACGAUUUACAGGGAAAUUAUUGGUAUUUUCUUCCUUUACCCUCUACGUGCAUAAGGCAGCCUUAGACAUAAAGUGUGACUGCAGCUUUCUCCCAGAAUGCUGUGCAACAUUCCCACAAUGCGCCUGCAUGCUGACAUUGUGGAAGAGGAAGGGUGGCCAUACAUUUUAACAUGUAAAACAUAGCGUAAUUAGGGAUAUCUGGUCAAGAAGUGCUGUCAUCCUGUCUCAUUCUGUUAUAUGCAUUUUCACACCAUGUUCUUUCAAUCAUUUGACUUAUGUUUCCCAUGCUACCUAUCUAUGUUUCACCUUUAUCUCUUCAUUAUUCCAGGUCACAUGACCUUUUCUGAGGUUUAUCUGGUUUUUAAGAGGGGUGCAGUUAGAUAUUGGUUAUUGAUUGAAAUCAUAUUGCAGUGUGUCUGUCUGUUACUUCAUUGUUGCUGUAUUUUCCUGUUUAGGUAUAUUUUAUACGGCUGCAAUAGUUGGGCCUGCGGUGGGUUAUCUGCUCGGUGGAUUUUUCCUAAAUAUAUACACGGAAAUCAGCAAUCCGUAAGUUAUUCAUUAUCUAUAUCAGAAAAGCAUCCAUAUUAACUCUUAUUGGCCCUAUCCAGGAUUCACACACCCUGCAUUCACUUUCAACACGUAUAAAACGUGACCAUUUAAUUAUAGUACAUCCCACCAGUUUUAGCAAAAAUUUCAAUUUCAGAAAAACACUACAUAAUUCAAAGUGGCCGAAAAAUUCCACUGUUUUUCCGUUGAAAAUAAUGUCAGAAAAAUAAAUAAUUCCAUUGUGUCGGCAAAAAUAUUAUGAAUAUUCAAAAAUGAUGGCUAGGAUAAAGCUCAAUGCAUCAUCAUAGUUUAUUGUAGUGCUUAUAAUACACUGAGCUGUAAUAAUCUAAUAAUCUGUAAUGAUACAAUAAGAUGUAAUAAUACACUGAGCUGUAAUAAUUCACUGAGCUCUAAUAAUCUGUAAUGAUAAAAUAAGCUGUAAUAAUACUGUAAUAAUACACUGAGCAGUAAUAAUACACUGAGCAGUAAUAACUCAAUAAACUGCAAUAAUACACAGAGCUGUAAUAACAUAAUAAGCUGUAAUAAUACACUAAGCUGUAAUAACUCAAUAAACUGCAAUAAUACACAGAGCUGUAAUAAUAUAAUGAGCUGUAAUAAUACACUGAGCAGUAAUAACAUAAUAAGCUGUAAUAAUACACUAAGCUGUAAUAACUCAAUAAACUGCAAUAAUACACAGAGCUGUAAUAAUAUAAUGAGCUGUAAUAAUACACUGAGCAGUAAUAACAUAAUAAGCUGUAAUAAUACACUAAGCUGUAAUAACUCAAUAAACUGCAAUAAUACACAGAGCUGUAAUAAUACACUGAGCAGUAAUAACACAAUAAGAUGUAAUAAUACACUAAGCUGUAAUAACUCAAUAAACUGAAAUAAUACACUGAGUUGUGAUUAUAUAAGGAGCUGUGAUAAUACACUGAGCUGUAUUAAUAUAAUGAGCUGUAAUAAUACAAUAAGUUUUGAUAAUACACCGAGCUGUGAUAAUACAAUAAGCUAUAAUAACUCCAUAAGCUGCAAUAAUACACUGAGCUGUAAUAAUACAAUAAGCUGUAAUAAUGCACUGGCUGUAAUAAGAUCAGCUGAUUUGCGCCCCCACACUUUGCAGGGCAUGGGGGGGUAAUGCUUUGUUGGUGCCCCUGGACAAUGCCGAAUGUCCAAAUGUGACAAGAGUAAAAAGUCUAUAUAUUGUAUGUAUAUAAAAUAUUCUAUACGUUGUAUGUAUAUAAUAAUCAUGAUGAAUCUGUUGCUGCGAGGAGAAUAAACCAUUAUUCCUGAACACUCUGUCUCGCAGCACUGAACUCACGCCUGAAAAUCCCCUGUGGGUCGGAGCUUGGUGGAUUGGCUUCCUUGGAGCCGGAGCUGCUGCUUUCCUUAUUUCAUUCCCGAUCCUUGCAUUCCCACAGCAGCUGCCAGGUACGUGAGUCAGGGAAUCUGUGUCAACAAGGAGAGAUUAGAGCAAUAAGCGAUUAUUGACAGAUAUUCAUCAGUUCCGCGCAAAGCCUCCAUUAUGAUGUACACUAUUUCUGGUAAUCUACCAUGGACGUUUGCUCGUAGAGGGCCCUCACAACCUCUUGCUCUGUUAAAUCAAAUUUAUAUUGAAUUUACUUGCAUUAUUUUGUGAACGCAUUGUACUGCGCUGCAGCAUAUGUUAGAGCAGUGGUUCCCAACCCAUUCCUCAAGUACCCCCAACCAGUUCAAGAUUUAGGGAUUACCCAGUUGUGUUUUUAGAAGAAAGAAAAAAAACACUUUAGACACAGGGUAAUCCCUAAAUCUGGACUGGUUGGGGGUACUGGAGGACUGGAUUGGGAACCCCUGUGUUAGAGCAUUGGAUUGAAAGAUGGCUCCCAAUACAAUGUGUCAGUGUUUGUAUUAGAUCCCUUUAUUGUGUGUCUGUUACAUAUUGAUAAUGCUGUUUGCAGAUCAGUUACAAUUUAACUUUAAAAUUAUUGCAUUCUGCAAAAUAAAAUAAUGUAAAUUCAUCACACCUGUUCUAAUGCUCGUUUUAUAUAUAUAUAUAUAUAUAUAUAUAUAUAUAUAUACAUUGUUAUUUUGGACAAGCAAUGGGAACCUAAUCAGCAUAGCAGUGUGAUUCGUAUUUUAUUUAGAAUUAAUGAAAUAACAGUCAAAACAUGUUACCAGCAGGUGGAUCCGUGUUUGUCUUCUCUGACUUGAUAAGAUUCCGCUCUUUUAUUCUCCUUGUUAAGUAUUAAGAAAUCUGUAGGUUGUUAACAGGGUGAUGGGAAUAAUUUUAUAUUUGCAUCCAUUUUGUUAGGAUCUCAGCGUUACGUGGUUAUGAGAGUGUCAGAAGCUCAUCAGGUGAAUGGUGGAAGCCAUAAACCAGAUCCUGACUUCGGGAAAACCAUUAAAGAUAUGCCAAAGUAAGUACCUGGCAUAUGCUGUGAGCCCCAUGUUAGAGUGUGGUAUGUCAGCACAGUGUGCUACUUAUAAGGAGAUAAAAUAAGGUAAGUGCUAAUGUGACUCCUUCCAUGGAAAUAGCUGCCUAGUUUUAGAGAACCUUCUUUUCAUCAUUUAGGGGAAACUCUCAAAAAGUGGCUAUUUUUCAAUACAUUGCAUUUUCUUCGCCAUGACCAGCGUCACCAGCCAAUGAUCAUCUUACAGUGAUUAGUCUUUAGAAUCUCCAUUUAAGGUUGUCACAUCAGUGUUUAGAAGACAGGCUCCCUGUAAAUGGCUUUAGUCAGAUUUAUUAUUGCCCAUUAUCCCUGGAAGUUAUUAUCUAGCUGUCUCGUGGCAUACUGUACUGUAAUUGCUGGUUAACGUGUUUGAUAUUUUUCUUUUUUCUUUUUUUUAUUCCAUGAAGCCAGGAUUCUAUGGCUUUUAAAAUGUCAGCGUGAGAUGAAAUCAUUUUUGUGAAUUCUGCUUUCUCCAGGUCUCUCUUCAUGCUGCUCAGGAACCCCACGUUUAUCUUCCUUUGUUUGGCAGGAGCCACUGAAGCCACACUUAUUACAGGGAUGUCAACCUUUGGCCCCAAAUUCCUGGAAUCCCAGUUUAGUCUGAGUGCGUCAGAAGCUGCUACUUUCUUUGGUAAGAAGUGAUUGUGAUGGAUAACGCCCGGUGUAGAGUGCGGCAGUGAGUGGGGCACAGCAGGAUGCCUGAUAUAAAGUGAUCAUGUGUGUUUCACUGCACUAUGCUGAGUGAGACUCAGCUGGCAAGGAUUGGGAAACAAUGCCACUUUCAGAGGUCUAUUCACUUACCAUAGGCCUCCAUAUUCGUGUCUUUGUCUGCCAAUAUUGGCAUUUAGCCUUUCAGUUAGCAUUCGGGUGCCAUUUAGUUAGUGUAGGUCUGCCAUUCACUUAGCGUUCGGCUGCCUGGUCAGUCAGAGUUGGGCUGCCAUUUAGCUAGAGUUCAGUUAGCGUUCUGCUGCCAUUCAAUCAGUAUUGGUCUGCCAGUCAGCGUUCGGCUGCCAUUCAAUCAGCAUUCGGCUGCCAUCCAGUCAGCGUUCGGCUGUUGAUACUCUGAAACUCUAUAUCAUUGCUGCCAUGAGAAACAUCGGAAAUAGCUGGGACCUGUUUGACUGAAUGUUCAUUUAGUUCAGUCAAUAAAGAGUGAAGUAAAAAUGUUAUCAGCCAUAUUAAAUAAAGUCAGAAGAAAUUAGCAGAAUUUUCUACAAUUAAUUCAACACUUAGUGAAUAGACACGAUUUGUGUAUUUUCCUGUAACGAUAUUUAUAAACAAUACAAAGGAAUCUGUCAUCCAAACAAUAAAGGUAACAAAGUCCUCGUUGGUUGAGUAUUUGAUCCAUACAUUGUGUCAUCCAGUUUCCCACCAAUUGUACAGAACAACCUGGAGCAUGCAAGGCAUUGUGGGAUGCCCGCUUUGCACUGUGGGACCUUGUGUCUACACCUAGUGCAGGAGCAGUGACUGCACCUUAUUACUCCAUGCUAUUAGCCGAGAAGGUUCAGGGACAUUUAAUCCACAUAUUGUACUGUUCUAUCAUUCUUCACAGUAAUAUAGCCAAGCGGUAUUAUCUGUACAAUGCCGCCAUAACGUAGGGUUUAGCUCUAGAUAAAUGUAAUGUUGGCUGUGAUGCGUGACUGCCCUGUUGGAAAGGAUUCUAGUAAAGAAUGAGGGCUACUUUACGCAGUAUCAGAGAUGGACAUCUGGCAGGAUUGUUUGCAUAGUAGGGAGUACCGAAUUCCAUGAAAAGUUAAACUUCACUGAUGAGCUGAAUAGGAAGAGAAUUAAAACAGAGGAUGUUAUUCUAGUUCAUUGUGUGCCAACAUUAGCAAGAAACUAUCGACUCAGCCUGAGCUGGAAGCAAUCCUUGUACACUGGCGCCAUCUACUGUCAUAUCACAUAACACACAUAACAGGCAGCUGUCACUGGAAAAUGUAUGGCACAAUCUGCCUAUGCAGCACUAAUAUAAUCUUCUCUACCUUUGAUAUUGAAUACUCCAGUUGCACCUUUACCUUCUCCCUACAAAGAUCUUACAUGACCUGCGUUAUAGUUUCAAUAUCUGACUGUUUCGCUGCUUUCAAUUAUACAUGAUGAACUCAGAAUUGCCUCUGUUCCUAUGGGGAAAAAUUACCUCUGUCUUUUCCUCCAGUUGUGUUUUCAUUGCUGUUACACGUUAUACCCGAUCCUACCCUGCAACAAAUCCACCGCUAUUGUAUGAUAACUUGUACGCCAACCUGAAUCUGAUGAUAUCGGAAUAUUACAGUGUGUGUAGUCCCUUCAGCGUUGGGGAUAUUGAAAGAUUACAUUGUGCGUGCAGUGUCUCCAGUGUUGGGGAUAUUGACAGAUUACAGUGUGCAUGCAGUGCCUCCAGUGUUGGGGAUAUUGACAGAUUACAGUGUGCGUGCAGUGCUUCUAGUGUUGGGGAUAUUGAAAGAUUACAGUUUGUGUGCAGUGCCAGGCAUAUUGAAAGAUUACAGUGUGUGUGCAGUGCCUCCAGUGUUGGGGAUAUUGAAAGAUUAUAGUGUGCAUGCAGUGCCUCCAGUGUUGGGGAUAUUGAAAGAUUACAGUGUAUGUGCAGUGCCUCCAGUGUUGGGGAUAUUGAAAGAUUACAGUUAGCACGUGCAGUGCCUCCAGUGUUGGGGAUAUUGAACAAUUACAGUGUGUGUGCACUGCCUCCAGUGUUGGGGAUAUUGAAAGAUUACAAUUAGCACGUGCAGUGCCUCCAGUGUUGGGGAUAUUGAACGAUUACAGUGUGUGUGCAGUGCCUCCAGUGUUGGGGAUAUUGAAAGAUUACAGUGUGUGUGCAGUGCAUCCAGUGUUGGGGAUAUUGAAAGAUUACAGUGUGUGUGCAGUGCCUCCAGUGUUGGGGAUAUUGAAAGAUUACAGUGUGUGUGCACUGCCUCCAGUGUUGGGGAUAUUGAAAGAUUACAGUUAGCACGUGCAGUGCCUCCAGUGUUGGGGAUAUUGAACGACUACAGUGUGUGUGCAGUGCCUCCAGUGUUGGGGAUAUUGACAGAUUAUAGUUUGUGUGUGCAGUGCCUCCAAUGUUGGGAUAUUGACAGAUUACAGUGUGUGUGUGUGUGUGCAGUGCCUUCAGUAUUGGGGAUAUUGAACGAUUACAGUUUGUGUGUGCACUGCCUCCAGUGUUGGGGAUAUUGAACGAUUACUGUGUGUGUAGUGCCUCCAGUGUUAGGGAUAUUAAAAGAUUACAGUGUGUGUGCAGUGCCUCCAGUGUUGGAGAUAUUGAAAGAUUACAGUUAGCGCGUGCAGUUCUGUCACUGUAUUAAACUCAGUUUACCAUUUCCUUUCCGUUGUGGAAUGGUGGAUGUGGCUAAACGUUUUGUUUUUAUUCUGCCGCAGGUUAUAUGGUGGUCCCUGCAGGAGGAGGUGGUACUUUUCUCGGGGGAUUUAUCGUGAACAAACUGAAACUGCACUGCUCAGGGGUGAUCAAGUUCUGCGUGUUGUGUACUCUGCCCGGCCUGUUGUCCAUCUUCAUAUUGUUAAUCAGCUGCCCUAACAUGCCAGUGGCAGGGGUGACUGUGCCAUAUCACGGAAGGUACACGCUAUAUAUUUAUACAUCGCCUGUGUGUUUUAUGUUUAAAGCACAUUUCUGCGUUUUUAGUUUUUACGUUUAAUGAAUCUUAAUGAUCUUUUUUAAAUUAUGUAUAUCUAUUAUUAUUUUUUUUUAAAUACUUUUUUUUUUUUAAAUCUCACUUUUAAUUAUUAUAUAUAUUAUUAUAAAAUGUCACUUUCUCUCUGGCUGCAUGGCCAUAUCUGGUCAGACACUACUGAUAUCGGACCAGCUGCUGCUCAUCCUAAUAUAUAACUGAUUCUAGCAGUUGGGCACGAUAACCAGCUCCAUUCUUCACUGCAUCUCCACAUGAUGUUUGCUCCCAGAGAUCUGCUGGCAUUUUUAAUUGCGCAAUAAAUUUAUUUUCAUAACAUUUUGACGGUAAUCUGAAGUGAAUUUUGUUAACCACCUACCCACCCUUUUUAAAAUGAAAGUCCAUUUUAAAUGUGAAUAAUAAAGAGGAUUAUUACAUGGUUGAACGUUCUAAUUAAGUGCAUGUGAGUAAAUAGCCAUGAAAAUGUGUUGAAUCGAUUAGUUUGUGUUCCAUACAGUGCGCUGAUAGAACACAGUCUCAAUCUGUCCGUCGCAUGUAAUGCCGACUGCCGCUGUGUGGAAGAGCUGUACAGCCCAGUCUGCGGAGAGGACCAGGUUAUGUAUUACUCGGCGUGCUACGCAGGAUGUUCUGGAACACACACAGAGCUUGCAAGCGGGAGAAAGGUAACCUUGUUUAUUUUUUUUUUUAUUUGAAAUCUUUAUUGAAUGAAUUAUAAAAAUAGAUUUAUUGUAAAACGAAUUAUCGCACUGAGAAGAGUAUGUCUGGAGGACCAGGGGCAUGAAAACUAAUAAAUUUUAAUGAAUAUAAAAAUUAUUAUAUGUUAUUAAGGUUACAGGAUGUUUUGCAUGGAGGUACUUUAACUCCUUGUGUGCCUGGAUCCUCCGUAUACUGAGGAAUGCCUUCAUAAACAUAUAUUUGUACACACACGUAAAUAUAUAAACGUUCAUACACAGCAGAUUAGAACGGAGUAUGACCCAUCAUCAUGGAAUAUCAGUAUGUUGUAUGUUCAGAUUUGCCCUUCUCUCAUUAACAAGCUGACAUAUACCAUUUUUAUUCCCUAUUAGACUGUGAGACCAGUAGAGGAAAUGGUUUAUAGCACCCAGUGGGACCAAUUAUAUAUUCCCUAUUAGACUGUUAGACCCGUGGGGGAAGGGGUAUUUAGCACCCAGUGGGACCAAUUGUAUAUUCUCUAUUAGACUGGUGCAGGGUUUAUACGGGGUAUAUAGCUCCCGGUGGGUCAGUUACUCUCUAUUAUACUGCAAGAUCACUAGGUGAAGGGGUUUAUACCGGUUAUAUAGCUCCUGCUGGGAUCAGUUAUAUAUUCUCUAUUAGACUGGGACUGUACGGGGUAGGGGUUUUUAUGGGUUAAAUGGCUUCCGUUGGGGGUUAGUUAUACUCUAUUAAACUGUUCAGGGAAGGGGUUUAUAUGGGGUAAACAGCACCCGGUGGGAUCAGUCAUUCUCUUAGACUGUGAGAAUGUACAGGGGAGGGGUUUAUAUGGGGUAAAUAGCACCCAGUCAUUAUUCCUAAUCCCAGUUAUUAUUCCAGGUUUACCAGAACUGCAGCUGUGUGGCAUGGAACGUGUCCUCUGUUGGAGGUCAGGCCGUGGCUGGGAAAUGCUCGUCUUCCUGUGAAAAAAUGACUCUACUUCUAGUGUUUAUUUUUUGUGUGAUAUUGUUUACAUUCCUGUGCAGUAUUCCUGCAUUAACAGCAACACUAAGGUAUUUCUACACAUGUAAUGCUGUUCAGUUAAUGUGUGUCUGGUAGUAGUGUAAGGAUGUGUAGUUAAUGUGUGUCUGCUAGUAGUGUAAGGCUUUGUAGUCUGUGUGUGUCUGGUAGCAGUGUAAGGAUUUGCAGUUGGAGUCGAUGGCUGUACGCUGUAGGACGCGCUCUGGCAGGUUCAAUUGCCGACUGCUACCGUGGUCACGUUAACUCUCCCACUACUCGGAGGGAAUUUCGUCCUCUGUACUAGGGCGAGGCUACCAUCUCUUCCCUGAGACCAAUACCUAUCUUUCUUCUGAUCCGACCUUCUUCCCUAACCCACGCACCCCCCCACCCAUUAUCUCUCUCGCUCUCUCUUACGCUCCCCUUCUCAAUACACUCCUUCCAUCUCCCCUUUCUUUUUCCUUCAGACCAUCCCCCCCAACCCCGUUCUAUAGCCCUAUCUGCCGGGAGUCCCAUUAGUUAAAGACUGGUCACAAGACCGCAGGACCCGCCACUCGAGCAGAUUCCGUUGCUGGGGUCCCUCACUUGGCCCCGUUGACCACUGCCGCGGGAGCUGCAGACAUACCAGCAGCUUUGACGAACCGCCAUUUAGCCUCCCACAUGGCAUAUGUACCGGAUCCGUAUCGGGUCCUCACCCUGAACUGCAGGAGAUUGAACAUACCGGAACAUCAAACACAACUGUUGCGGAAUUUACGCGGGCUUUACGUCUUUCCUGCAGGAGACCCCACUUUAAGGAAGGAUCAGCACCACUGCGGAAAAGCAGGCACUACCCCAACGCUGCCUGCAGUAACCAACCCACAGCUCUCCUGGAAGCAAAACUACAAUUUCAAGAAAUAGACAGAAUGGUGGACCCACACGGCAUGUUCCUCUUCUUGAAAGGAGAUGUCCAAGACCGUAGAUACACCUUUGCAACAAUCUACGUACCUAACAAUAAUCAAUACCAAGACGUUCGCCAGCGGCUGAAACUGAAGCCUUGAAACGCCAGUUUCCAUUCCGAUGGUGCACAUCCCACAUGCGAUACCUGGGAACGGUUCUCACCGAUCUGGGAGCAUUAUACCAGGCGAACUUCCUACCCCUCCUCCAAAGUAUACAACAGGACCUGAAGAAAUGGUCUUACCCCUAUAUAUUAUGGUUCGGCAAUUGCAAUACUGAAGAUGAACAUACUACCUAGAAUAUUAUUCCUCUACCAAACAAUUCCUCUUGCCCUACCAACGGCCCUUUUCUCCUCCUUACGCUCCGCUAUGGUCCGCUUUGCAUAGAAUGGAAGCCAGGCUCGACUCCGCCACGACCUACUAUGCCUGCCACAGGCCUAGGAUGGCCUGGCGCUCCAUGAUAUGAGCAAAUAUCACCAUGCGACCGUUCUACAGAGGAUAUUGGAAUGGCAUAACCACCCGACGCACAAACAGUGGAUCGAACUCGACAAAGGUCAUUUGCACCCAUCAGUUCUCCCGGCUGUAUGGAACUCAGGAAAGUCUGCACCAACAACGCUAGAUUCAACUUCUGCAGUGGCUCACACAUUUAAGACCUGGGAUAACAUCAGGGGGCUUCCUAUCUGUCUCCAAAACCAGGCCCACUGAUUCAGAUACAAGCCAAUCCUAAGAUAGGAGGGGGGCUACCACCACAGACCUGGGACCUCCUCGGCGGGAGAGACACUCUCCCUAUGCACAGGAUAUUACUCAGCGCGGGUUUGAAACCCUUACAAGAACUGACAGAAGGUGGUAACAAAACCAACCUAGACAAGGCUGUGUCCCUCCUGAACCAACACGUUGUAGGACAUCUCGAGAAUAAGGACACUUUCCGGCGCUGCUGGGAACGGAUACUUGCCAAAUCAUUCACUGAUGCCCAAUGGGAAAAGAUACUGAUUCUACACUACAAAUGCUCCUCGAGCUCCAAGUACCAGGACGCCAACUUAAAAUUUUUGGCAUUCUGAUACAGGAUACCCGAUAGCCUACACAGAAUUUUCCCAGACAUGCCUUCCCAGACGUGUGUGUUGGAGAUGCGGAGCGGGCCCGGGAAUGAUGACACGUGGUGAACCGAAAAACGGGUUAAAUCCUCGGCGACACAGGAUGCUUUGACAUGGAAACGGCCCUCCUGCACUCCACACCAACCAUCAUUGGGGCCUACAGAAUAUCUAUCCUCCGACUUCUUCUGAAUGCCUCCAAGGCCCUGAUCCCAUUACACUGGAAGCAAGACACGACCCGAGAAACGGAACAAUGGGUAGAAAGGGUAGAGGAGAUAUACAUGGCAGAGUCGGUGCAAGCAUCGCUAAUGUGAACUGAGGAGAGGAGAGAUGGCGGCUGUGGCUGGCUUACGGGGCCGGUGAUGGGUGUGGGGGACACACACCGUCAUAGGGGGGGACCCAGAAACUCAUACCCCGUUAGCGGGACACCUCUGAUAUACCACCACAAUAGAGAACACCCUUAGAGACGGGGAGAUACAGGCAGGUGGACUGGCUCCUGGCCUCCUGCCCUCCUCAAUCUGCUCUCUCCUUCCUUACUUCAGCCUAACCCUCUGUCCUGAACUCUGUACAGCCAUUCACAUGCCCCCCCAUCCAGACAGAUGGGCAUCUAGAGGAGCCUCUCACAGAUACAGCAACCGACGGCUACUCCGCACACUUAAAGGCAUAGAGCACUAACUCUAUAUGAUCUAUACCGUUCCAAUGGGGUCCCUUUAAUGGCCUCUCGGGGGCUGGAAGUUUCCAACAUGCCCACCACUCUAAAUGACAUGGUUGUCUGCUUGUAACCUACUUGCGAGUCCCCUACCAGCACAAAAAUACUGUCACAUUCACUGGUGAUGUCGGGGGGUAAAAAGAUACACCACCAUUCCCUCAUACAUACCUAUUCACAGGAGAUAACAAACUAAGAAGAAUCAACAAACCAAGCAACAGAGUAAGCAGGCCCCAAUUGUAAGUGAAUCACUCUUCCUAGAAAGUACCUGAAACUUAAGGGUCACAUGCCUGUGAUGAUAUAAUGCAAUAACCCUCACAAAGACACUCACACCAGUAAGAUGACCCCACAAUGUAUAUUACAACCGAUAUAUAGCUCCCCCCAUCCUUCUAUUUUACCUAUCCCACCCUAGCCGUUCUACUGUACUUCAAGGUACCAUACACCUCCUCUAACACAAAACCUUUAAAGCUGACUGUUCACAAACUACUGCUUAACUAAGUGACGAUGCCUGAAUUGUGUUAUAUCUUAAUCGCAGAGCCCUGCGAGGCUGUGAUGCAACCGUUUAGUACUGAGACCUGCGCGUCUUACUCAUGAUAUCACACAUAUGGUCAAGAGUCAUGUAUCCACUUGUGGCUUAAUGAAGAGGAAAAGGAAGAGAUAACAAAGUCACUCGACUGUAUUGAGCUUGUUAACACUGUUGUAUGUUUAUAUGAGAGACCUGCGCGUCUCUUGCGUUACUUAUUUACCUUUUUAUCCUGAUGUAAUUGUCUCAAUGGCACAAACAAAGCUUCUUUGAAAUAGAAAUAGGAUUUGCAGUUAGUGUGUGACUGCUAGUAGUGUAUGACUUUGCAGUUAGUGUGUGUCUGGUAGUAGUGUAAGGAUUUGUUGUUAGUGUGUGUCUGGUAGUAGUGUAUAGUUUUGCUGUUAGUGUGUGUCUGGUAGUGUAUAGCUUUGCUGUUAGUGUGUGUCUGGUAGUAGUGUAUGGCUUUGCUAUUAGUGUGUGUCUGGUAGUAAUGUAUGGCUUUGCUGUUAGUGUGUGUCUGGUAGUGUAUAGCUUUGCUGUUAGUGUGUGUCUGGUAGUAGUGUAUGGCUUUGCUAUUAGUGUGUGUCUGGUAGUAAUGUAUGGCUUUGCUGUUAGUGUGUGUCUGGUAGUGUAUAGCUUUGCUGUUAGUGUGUGUCUGGUAGUAGUGUAUGGCUUUGCUAUUAGUGUGUGUCUGGUAGUAAUGUAUGGCUUUGCUGUUAGUGUGUGUCUGGUAGUGUAUAGGCUGUUAGCUAUAGCUAUUAGUGUGUGUCUGGUAGUAGUAUGACUUAGUGCUUUGCAGUGUGUGUCUGGUAGUAGUGUAUGGCUUUGCUAUUAGUGUGUGUCUGUAGUAGUGUAAGGCUUUGCUAGGUAGUGUGUGUCAAGUGUACUUUGCUAUUAGUGUGUGUCCUUUGCACAAUUCAGUUGCAUUGUGUUGCAGGUGUGUGUCUGACAAUCAGCGCUCCUUCGCUCUGGGGAUCCAGUGGAUUGUAGUGCGAACCCUAGGUAAUGGAUCAUGAUGUAUUUGCUGAUGUGACUUAUGUAUUUCCUGCAGAGUUCCCAGAGGCUUUAAAUGUUCAAUCCAAUCUAUCAUGCUGUGUUUACAUGCCUAACAUCGUGGUUUCACUUCUCUCUAACACUCCAACUCCAACACGUACAGACUUAGUCACUGUAGUCCGAAUGGCUGCGUUCAGAAUCAGAAAACCAUUAGCUGCUGGCUAGGACCAUUCGGACUACAAAAUCCAGGAACUGUUCACAAAAACUAACAAUGGCCAGGUUUUGCUGAUCAGGCUUCUAAUGAGCCUAAAUUUGGUCCUGACCAAAAGCUGCUACAGUCUGGAAUUGUUUUGAGCCAAAAUUCUUAAAACUUUAAAACUUCCCAUGGCUCAUGCGAGAUGUGUCACGGGUGGUGGUCCGAAGACCAGGACAACUGUAUGCCUGAUGAUGAUGAUAGGAGUCUCAAUGUGGAAAUGGACAAUCAGGGUCUGCUGCAGGGUAACCACACGCCCCUUGGUGUCAAGCACCAGGGUUUGUGUGGCCACAUAGCCCUGAUGCAGCUUAGCAGAUGCCAGGAGCUUAUAUUAAGCAGAUAAGUAUCCAGUACUAGAAAAUAAGACUAGAAUAGGCACCAAACAAGAUAAGACAAGACUAGGAGAACCCAGGACAGAAAGCAGAACCCAGAACAUGUACACAAUACAAGAGGGAAACAUGGACAGGACAGGACUGUACAUGAACUGGGAAUACAAGACCAAUAAAACAAGACAAGAGACACAAGGCAAAACAAGGAGACAUAACUAAGUACUAUAUAUGCAAUAAACAUUGGAGAUUUAGACAUACAUAAGAUGUAUGCAGCCCACCACUGCGCCAAAGUACUCCAAUUACGGUGGGUCCUCACUGCCUAGAUAUGCAUGACUAAAAGUACAAUAAUAAAACACAGACAGUACUUACCUGCAAAGAAAGGAGCAGGAAAUGAGACUACUGCUUGCAGGAACAGACUGAAACAAAAAGGAUUAAUGGCAAAGGAAUGGGCGUGGCAACAAAAACAAACAUUUAAAGGAAUCCAGGAGAAUUCCAGGAACGGAAUUAAGGAAUGAACCCCGAAUACCCAGCAUAAAGAAAACCAGACAUAGAAUAGAAAAACCAAGAAAAACUAAACAAGAAUUGUAAAAAGAGUACUGGAUACCAGAAGCCAAGGCCAGACAUCUGCGCAGAACGGAACAGGAAUUGACAAGCUGAGACUUGCCUGUCAGAGUAUUCUGAUUGGUUCGUUUACAAGCCAACCAAUCAGUGUUCUGUUGAGAUUUCAAAGUGUCGGAUAAAGGGUUUCUGAAAGGGUUUUCCAUGUGCAAAGAACUUGCAGGGUGCACAUGGAUUUAUUUUUCUUGCGAAACGUUUUUUUGUAUUGUCGUGUUUUUGCAAAUCAGGUUCCGGAAUUAAUGGGUUUUUUUGCUUGGCCUUUUGUGGGGCUGAAUAAAAAAAGAUUUAAGAAGAAAUAAGACAUCUGAUAGUAAGUAUAACUUUUUUAGAGGUUCUUAGAUUUCUUGUGCCAUCAACAUUAUUAGGGGGGUAGGCAAUCAUUUUUUAUUGGUGGAGCUACAUGCUUGUGACAGUGGCCACAGUUUUUUUAGUUGUUUUUUUAGGAAUGGACAAUGGUAUUUCCAACUCCUUCCUCAUAUAUUUUAUUCGUAGCCCACCUGCCAUGCAUGGGUGGGACUGUGGGGAUAUUUGGUCCCCUCCACAUUUUUAAUAUCAAAUUAUUGGCCCCUAACCAUAGGCGAUAAGUAGGGGGAGGAGGCAUUAGGUUCCCACCUGUUUAUUUUAGUUAGUAGCCCCUACCCACCAACUAUGGGUGUGGGCAGAGAAGAGACUAUUAAAUUGUUUUAAAUAUCAUGGCAAUUAAUUGUCCACCCCCAUAAUUUAAUUUAAAGCCCCAACCUGUUCCAGGUCCCCCCCGUUUUCCGGCACCAUGUUAACAAUAACUUGUGAAUGUGUUUCCUUUUGGAUGCAUUUGGUUGCUUUUCAGUUUAAAACCAGUGCUUUUUACAUAUUCUGAAUCAUAAGUUUGUAUCCAGGUUCAAAUGCAAAAAGUACUGAUUUAAAACAGGACACCGAAUGCGUCUGACCGAAUGAUGCAGUGUCACUCAACUCUACCAAAUUCUGACUAAAAUUUGCUUUACUAAAUCUGAGAAUUACAAUUCCGUUCUGAAUUCCGCCAUGUUCAUAGAAUUUUGACCAUUCAGACAAAAUCUGGAAUUUACUGAAUAACCCUGUUAGUCUUUUCAAAUGAUCACUUAGACUGAUCAGUAUUUUUUUUAAUUUUUAAAAUUGUUUUCAGCCCUUCCAUUUCACUCUGUCAUUAUUACACCCUCCCCAUAUUAUUAGCUCUUCUAUUAAAUCAAGGACACAAUGGCACAGCCAGCACUGUUUGUGUAAAACAUUUCUCUUGCAUUACAGCUUUCCAAGGUAGAGCAGUAGCAUUAGAUAUGGCAUAUUGCAUGGCAGACCAAGAGGGAAUAUAUAGCCAGGUAGAUACCCGGUGUGCGGUGCUGUACCCUGCGGCACUGUGUAAUGUGCUAGUUGUCACUUUUCCUAUGUGAUCACUAAUUCACUGUGUGUACAAUCUAAAACAUAGGAUACAAAUGACUCUGCUGUCUCCCAUUCAUACUCACUCGUGAAUUGUCUGUGUUUCCAGGUGGAAUCCCCGGGCCCAUCGCCUUUGGAUCAGUGAUUGAUAUCUCAUGCCUCAUAUGGCAGAACCAAGAUGGCGAACCCGGGUCCUGCUAUAUUUACCAGAAUUCUGCUAUGAGCAGAUACACCCUGACUGCAGGGCUUGUUUACAAGGUAACAAACCCUCCAAAAUAAAAUAUAUAUAUAUAUACACCGGGUCGGACUGGGAAAAAAAUUCGGCCCGGGCAUUUUUCAAUCACAUCGGCCCCCUGAGAAAGAGGCGGGGCCAGAGAGGGUGUGUUUUGUCAUCACUAAUGACAAGCACGCCCCCUCUCAAAGUGAGCAUGUUAGUUCAAUGCGCAGAGCCCUGCUGAAGAGCUCUAGCAUGGGAAAAAGUGUAUUUGUUCUACGCAGCGCAAGCACAUUUAAUAACAUGCUUGCGCUGUGUUUGCUUUUAACUUGUCUCUGGUGUCUCCAUAAGUGGGAUACCAGAGGACAAAAAGGCCAGAAAAGCAUAUGGUGCAUGUGUUUGGAGCCUGCUUGUGGGAUUGCAUGUGUGUUGAGUAAGCUGAUUGUGGUGUGGUAUUGUGUAAAUAGGUCAAUUUAAUUCGUGUUUGUGGUGUAAUAUGUGUGGUUAGGGGCUGUAGCGAGUGUUUAUAGGGGGCAUAGUGUGUAUAGGGGAUGUAGUGAGUGUAGGGGUUGUAGAGAGUGUGUGUUUAGAGAAUGUAGUGUGUGCAUAGGGGAUCCAGAGUUUGUAUGUCAGGAAUGUAGUGUGUGUAGGUGGUGCAGUGUGUGUAGGGGAUCUUGUGUGUAAAGGACCCAGAGUGUGUAUAGGAGAUUGUGUGUGUGUGUGUGUGUGUGUAUAGAGGAUUCAGAGUGUAAAUAGGGUAAGGGAUCUAGCAUGUAUCUGGAGCGUAAUGUGUGUAGUAGUGCUGUAAUAUAUAAUAUUGUAAAGCGCUACGGAAUCUGUUGGCGCUAUAUAAAUGGCAAUAAUAAUAAGAAUAUUAUGCAUGCUGCACUCUUCACACAUACACACUGCGCCCUUCACACAUACAAUACGUCCAAACACAUACAUAUAUUUUUAUAUAUAUAUAUAUAUACACACAUAUAUAUAUAUAUUUGGAAGUAUGUGUGAAGGGUGCAGUGUGUUGUGUGUGCUGUGUGUAUGUGUGAAGGGUGCAGCAUGUGUGUGAGAAAUGCAGUGUGUGUGUAAGAGGGGUGCUGUGUGUGUGAGGGUGUUCUUAUCUACUGUCACAUUCUAUGUUUCAAUUUUUUUUUGUCUGUUAACUUACUGAGGGUUAUUUUAUAUAUUAUACAUAUGUAUGUGUGAUGUGUGUGUGUGUCUGAGGGUGGUGUGUGUGUGUCUGCUGUGUGUUUGUGAGUGUCUGAGGGUGCUGUGUUUGUGUGUGUGUGUGUGUGUGUGUGUCUGAGGGAGCUGUGUGUGUGUGUGUGUGUAUAGCACUUGUUUGUAUAAAUAUGAUUUGAUUUUUUUAUUUUAAAAAAACUAAAAACUCCCCAUUACCUUCUUACCUUUAGCCUAGGAGGGGGUGGGAAGCCGGGUUUCCAUGGGGGGGUGCCGUGGUGCCAUGGAGGGUGCUUCCUUCCCUGGUGGUCCAGUGGUGAGAGUGGACUCGGCAACGCUAAAAACCCGCCAGAGGACCCCGCGGAGCUGCUGGCUAGAGCUCAGCCAGUCCUCUCCUCCCUCCCUCACUCACCAGCUGGCGGCCGCAUCUCAGUGCUUCUGGGCCGCUGAGGGAGAUCUUUGAUCUCCCCGCCGGCCCAUGGAGGCACACAGCAGGGCCGGCGCUCGGAUCCUGUGAUCUCCCCUGCCGGCCUCGGCCCGCGGCCAUCGCGUUUGCCCGGUAUGCCCGAUGGCCAGUCCUGGCCUGAUAUACACAUAAUACACAGGAUCCAGUGCAUUCACAUAUCCACUAAACAGCAACUUUAAUGUUUACAGAUUUUAUUCGUUUUUUUUUUAAAAAACACCUAAUCUAGGCAGGGAGUCUAGCCAACUCAUUGGGUUUGCAUCCAUCACUGUCACAGGUGCCUCAUCCCAGGGCCUAUUUAGCCUUGUAGUGCAGUGAGCCCCAGAUGGAUUGAAGUUGCUGUUUAGUGGAUAAGUAAGUGCGCUGGAUCUUGUGUAUUGUAUGAAUUGGCCCCAAGCAGCACUCCAUUUAUGCAUGUUCAGGUAAGUGCAGCCCCCUGGUUACAUAUAUAUCUUUACAUUAAAUAAAGACAUCAGAACUCUGCAAUAAUAAAGGUUAUUACAGUCUAGUUCUGAUAUUAUGUUUUAUAACAGACUAGAUCUGAUAUUGUGUUAUUUAACAGACUAGUUCUGAUAUUAUGUUUUAUAACAGACUAGAUCUGAUAUUGUUAUAUAACAGACUAGUUCUGAUAUUAUGUUAUAACAGGCUAGUUCUGAUAUUAUGUUAUAACAGGCUAGUUCUGAUAUUAUGUUAUAACAGGCUAGUUCUAAUAUUAUUUUGUUAUCAAUAACUAAUUUAAAAUCGAUUUUGUAUUCUCUGCACAAUAAGUAGCGAGAUGUUUUUGAUGAAUAAUUGUUCACGCAGUGAUCUCUGUGUUAUACUAGAUUUGCAUUGUUCGUAUUAUCCUUCCGUUACUUUAAUGAGAAGCCCUAUUUUAAUACGAGCCGCGUUUCCUAACCAAGCAUGUUCUUUGUGUUACAGGUUCUGGGACUGGUGUUUUUUCUACUUGCGUUGAUGCUUUAUAAACCGCCUCCUGUAUCCCCACCAAGCUGCUUAAACAAAGCAGAGCAUGCUGGGAAUGGCCACUCGAACAGAGAUUCUAGACAAGAAAUCGAGAACGAAAUUCUCACAUCAGAUCCCCAGUCUUGA